AUGUCUACUAGGCCAGGAAACUUUAAAAAUCCAUUCUCAAGACCAUGGAUGACAGAGAAUGGUGCGGCGGCUGCGGCCGGAGGUGCAGGAUCUGUUGGUUUAAAAGGCGUAGUAGCCGGUGGAAUAACUGGUGGCAUUGAAAUUUGUAUUACAUUUCCUACCGAAUAUGUAAAAACCCAACUUCAGUUAGACGAAAAAGAAUUAAAGCCAAGGGAACAGAGGGCACAGAGAAAAAAAUGGAAGAUAAACCAACAGAAUUUAAGAAGAAAGAAAAAUGAACUUAAAAUGUUACACGAAAAAGAUACGCCACCUGAAUCAGAUUCUGAAGAUCCCACAGAAGAGUCGAAUCAGCCAAACUCUUCUAAAGAACUUGUGAUUGUUUCCAAUGUUGUACUCGUGCCAAGUCGUGAAGAAAGAUCUCGCAAUAAUUUCCAAAACCAGUUUGAAGAGCAUUUGCUCCAAAAUCAAAAAAGUGAUGAGGAAGAUGAAGGAGAACGGGCGUCGUGCUCGUCACUUGAAGUUGCUAAAAUUCAAAGAUCGGAAGCAUUUUUAGCUCGUACGAACGAAGAGUUACCAAGAGAGUUACAAGACAUCAAAACUGCGAAAUUUGAAGAACAAACGUUCUGUUUGUCUCAAGAUGUUAGCAUGAUUAUAGAAACAUCGGCAAUUAAUGAUAUUAAUUCAGAUUUAGAUAUUACGCUAGAACCAUCCGAAAUUGUGAUGUUUGAGACGUCAACCCCAUUUGAGGCUGCUCCAAUUUAUGCCGAAACAUUAAUCGCUUUGCCGGGUGCUUCUACAGCAGAUAAUGAAGCUAUCUCCGAUUCAACGAAUGUGUCAAGCGUUGACCCGUUAGGUAGUGAAUUUGACGAAGCAUCUUCCAAUAUAACAGGAUUAGAAAAGGCAAAGCUAAGGGAUCCAUAUGAGAAUAUACAAAUAGGCUCCUGGGUUGUUAGAUCGAACCAAUGUCAGUUAAAGAAUACUGCCAUAAAGGGAAAAGAACAGUAUGAAGUAUCAUUUAUUAUUGCAGUGUUCAAACGUCAUUACCGUGUGCACGAAGUGUCAUUACCGUGA
Parnassius apollo (apollo) is the source of this 1071-nucleotide messenger RNA. Lineage: Eukaryota; Metazoa; Arthropoda; Insecta; Lepidoptera; Papilionidae. The record is from the annotation of a GenBank genome assembly.